This is a messenger RNA of Mesorhabditis belari, 333 nucleotides long. The record is from the annotation of a GenBank genome assembly. NCBI's taxonomy places the organism in Eukaryota, Metazoa, Nematoda, Chromadorea, Rhabditida, Rhabditidae.
AUGGUCACACUUUUGCCGAUGGGGAGAACAUUUGUCCGAGAGGCGCAAUGGGAAAAGCCCACCGAAGGACAGGGACAAUUUGCGAUUGGGUUAACAGUCGUUCUGCCAUGCAAUCGUUUCAAAUUGAAUGGAACUUUUUGCACGAAUGGCUCAUUCAAUGGAAGUUUUGCCUUGUGUCGAUACGAUAAGGAAUGUGAUCCACAAAAGCAUGAUUGGUAUUAUGCGUGGAAGAGCAGUGAUAAUAAGAAGUUCAAAUAUUUGGAUGUUUCAAAUCAGAAUGGAGCUUCAUUGCAAGGAUUCUCAUUGGACUAUAUUGAUGUGAAGCCUGGGACG